This is a messenger RNA of Cicer arietinum (chickpea), 1569 nucleotides long. Lineage: Eukaryota; Viridiplantae; Streptophyta; Magnoliopsida; Fabales; Fabaceae. The record is from RefSeq and is a predicted model, not a curated record.
AUGGCUCGAACCAAACAGCCAGCACGCAAAAAUGCCUCUCCCUAUACACCACCCUCUUCAUCUUCUUCAUACCAUUCCAUAGAGCGUUCACCAUCUCCACCACCUCGUCCAACUUCACCACACACCUCUUCUGCCUCUCCUUCUUCUAACACUAACUCUGAAAGUGAUGACUCUUCUGAUUCGUGCCCCCCAGUAGCAAAAACACCAACACAACCUGAACCACAGAUGAAGACGGCGCCCACAGCAGCAACACCACCACCACAACAUCCAUCAACAACCACUAAACCUUCGACACCCUCAAAAUCUGCUGCUCCUCCGCCAGAAUCUUCUCUUCAUUCGCAACCUUCCCCACCAAAACAAACCAAACGUUCUCCGACUCCUCUAGCCUCCUCUACUUCAACAUCUUCUGCCUCUGAACCAUCUCCCCCAGCUAAGAAACCAAAACAGACUAAUCCUCCUCUGAUUUCUCCUGCCAAAACAAAAAUCUUCCAAGAAAAAUGGGCUCAACGCCCAAUUGGGAUUGGCCGAAUUUUUGUCUUUGACAAUCUUGUUGUAGAUGGAAAUGCUGUUCAGCACCAUACUGAUGUUCUUGGCUGGACAUCAUUCUUAAAGAUCUCUGAAUCUUAUUUUCCAGAUGUUGUCCGCGCAUUCUACUGCAAUGCCAAAACGUUUGCGGACAAAUCUCUACUCAUCUCAACAAUUAAAGGAGUAGAAAUCAAAUUGACUCCAGAUAUUUUGGCCACCAUUCUUCAGCUACCAACAGAAGGGCCAUCUGUUUUUGGUGACCACUGGUAUUCGGCUUUGGGACUUCGAAAGACAGAAGUUUUGGCUGAUUUAUUUGAAGAAGACUCCACACGAUAUUUGGCAACCUAUCUUAAGCCUCUUCCCAAGGUCUUCAACAACAUGUGCCAACAUACCUUGAUUCCACACUGUGGAAGCCAUGAGUAUGUAUAUGAUAAUGAUGCCUUGCUCAUUCAUCAUCUUCUAAACUGCAAGAGAUUGAAUCUACCUUAUGUCAUUCUCCAGCACAUGAUUUGUGCAGCCAAAAAGGAUUACAGAAAGAAUAUUGUGCCCUAUGGCAUGGUACUGACUAAAAUCUUCAGGCAUUUUGGAGUAUCUCUUGCAUCUGAAAAAUCUCUGAUAAAAAUUUCCAAAUUCUCCACCAAAUUUUUUUCUCAUAUGCGUAAAGCCUCUUCUGCUCCAACACCCACUCAUCCAUCCUGUGCUACCUCUAUUAAAAGGAAAAGAUCAGCAGGAAUCCUAUUUCAUUCUCAUCACCUCCUAAAGAAAUCUCAGAAAAAAUCCCUACACCAGAACGUUCACCACCACCAGAACGUUCUCCACCUCCUCCAGAACAUUCUCCAGAACAUAUCCCCACACCUUCCACCCUUUUUGCCCAAACAUCCAACAUUUCAUCCUCAGUCGCUCCCUCUUACUCUCAACCCCUUCACUCCCCUAACCAUGACUUCAGUACCUUCCUGUCUAAUCCAUUUUUCUCUACCAUGUCUCCACUGUUUGUUUCACCUCAGAAAACCAGUUCUUCUAUCUUUGGCAUUAGUCAGUUUUUGA